Prunus dulcis (almond) is the source of this 432-nucleotide messenger RNA. RefSeq names its product pathogenesis-related protein PR-4-like. Gene Ontology annotation, molecular function: RNA nuclease activity. The coding region runs from base 1 to 432 and encodes 143 amino acids. The transcript is spliced from 2 exons. Gene Ontology annotation, biological process: defense response to fungus; defense response to bacterium. The record is from RefSeq and is a predicted model, not a curated record. Lineage: Eukaryota; Viridiplantae; Streptophyta; Magnoliopsida; Rosales; Rosaceae.
AUGUUGCUGUGCUGUGCCUGUGUGGUGUUAGUUUGCAUGAUUCUGGUGGGAAGUGCUUGGGGACAGAGUGCUACAAAUGUCAGAUCCACAUACCACUUGUACAACCCGCAGCAGAACAACUGGGACUUGCGGGCUGUAAGUGCCUACUGCGCCACAUGGGAUGCCGAUCAGCCCUUUGCAUGGCGCAGCAAAUAUGGCUGGACUGCCUUCUGCGGCCCUGUUGGCCCCACCGGACAAGAUGCUUGUGGAAAGUGCCUCUUGGUGACAAACACUAGGACAGGAGAUCAAGUAACAGUGAGGAUUGUGGAUCAGUGCAGCAACGGAGGCUUAGACUUGGACGUGAGUGUGUUUAACCAAAUUGACACCGACGGCAAUGGCAAUGCCCAAGGCCACCUUAUUGUCAACUACGACUUUGUUGACUGUGGUGACUAA